GGACUGGCCAAGUGAGCCCAGAAAGAGAUUAGUGAGGGCCAUGAACUCUGUAGGGAAAGAAGGAGGACCUUGUUGAGCCUCUCCUGCGUCUACAGAGGUCUGUGGUUUCUUGAAACACAGGAAACAACAAUACUCAGGGAGGAGACUCCCAUAAUGGAAACUUUGUCAUUCCCCAGAUACAAUGUAGCUGAGCUUGUGGUUCAUAUUCGCAAUAAAUUAUUAACAGGAGCAGAUGGCAAAAACCUCUCGAAGAGCGAUUUUGUUCCAAAUCCGAAGUCUGACGUCUUGUACAUGAUUUACAUGAAAGCCUUACAGUUAGUGUAUGGAGUCCGGCUGGAGCACUUCUACAUGAUGCCGAUGAACAUAGAAGUCACAUAUCCACAUUUAAUGGAGGGCUUCUUACCAGUCAGAAGUUUGUUCUUUUACAUGGAUUCCUUUAUGCCCAUUUGCCGGGUGAAUGACUUUGAGAUUGUCGACAUUCUUAAUCCAAGAACAAACCGGACAAGUCGUUUUUUAAGUGGCAUUAUCAACUUUAUUCACUUCAGAGAAACAUGCCUGGAGAAGUGUGAAGAAUUUCUUUUGCAAAACAAAUCCUCUAUGGUCAGAAUGCAGCAGUUAAGCAAUGUGCACCAGGAAGCUUUGAUGAAACUGGAAAAACUCAAUACAGUUCCGGCUGAAGAGCAAGAGGAGUUCAAGCAGUUCAUGGAUGACAUUCAGGAGCUGCAGCACCUGCUGAAUGAAGAGUUUAGACAGAAAACGACACUGCUGCAGGAGGAAUAUGCCAAAAUGAAAUCAGAUAUUUCAGAGAAAACCAAGCAUUUAAAUGAACAAAAGUUGUCAUUAGUUUCUUUGAAAGAAGUUGAAGACAAUUUGAAAAGCAAAGUUGUGGACUCUCCAGAGAAGCUGAAGAACUAUAAAGACAAGAUGAAAGGCACCGUCCAGAAGCUCCGCAGUGCCAGGGAAAAAGUGAUGGAGCAGUAUGAUAUCUAUAGAGAUUCUGUGGAUUGCUUGCCUUCCUGUCAGCUGGAGGUGCAGUUAUAUCAAAAGAAAUCGCAGGACCUUGCAGAUAAUAGGGAGAAACUAAGCAGUCUCUUAAAGGAGAGCUUGAACUUGGAGGACCAGAUUGAAAGUGAUUCAUCGGAACUAAAGAAACUGAAGACUGAAGAAAAUUCUCUCAUAAGAAUGAUGACUGUAAAGAAGGAGAAGCUUGCCACGGCACGAUUCAAAAUCAACAAGAAGCAGGAGGAUGUGAAACAUUACAAGCAGGCCAUGAUUGAAGACUGCAAUAAAGUUCAAGAAAAGAGAGAUGCUGUCUGUGAGCAAGUAACCACCGUUAAUCAAGAAAUCCACAAGAUUAAAUCUGCGAUUCAACAACUGAGAGAUACCAAGAAAAGGGAGAUAUUGAAGUCUCAGGAGAUCUUUGUAAACUUGAAAAGUGCUCUGGAGAAGUACCAUGAAGGCAUCGAGAAGGUAGCAGAGGAGCGCAGCGCUAAAAUAGAGGAGAAGGCUGCCGAGCUGAAGAAGAGGAUGGUCCGAAUGGUCUGAACAACAACAGCCCUCCUGUAAACGGCCUGCUGCCUUUCUGCUUCUGUUUGCCAUAGUUAUAUUGAAGCUAAUGGAAGUACCUGCAAUAUCAGCUCACUAACACGGGUACCACUGGUUCUUGUUUCUCUUUGGUGUCCUUUUCUAUGGCGGUGUGCUUCCUAUGUGCCUCCAGACCUGUCCCUGAGUUGAAAAUAUUCCAAUGGCCAUUCAUAUUAGUUCUAUUACAAGACUGGAAGAGCUUAGAUCCUUUCUACCCAGGCCAACGACUACAGCUGAUACAGCUGAGAUAAACUAUGAUGGGGAUACAACUCAGGGCCUUGCAUACUACACUGACUUGCUUUCCCAGGCUCCAACAUGCCAUGUAUUGUAUAGACUUUUACUACAAUUCAAAUAAUGUGUACAGCUUUUAUGUCCCUACUCUCUCUCUUUUUCUAUGUACUGGUUGGAAUAAAUAGAUACUGAACUCUGUGAGUUUUACUACUGUUAUCCAGGAUGUUGUUUCUUCGACGUUGGAGUCCCACACUCUUGAGCCUGACUGUGCCCUACGCAUUUUAAUUACAUGCUCAUUUGAUGCUCGCUCAUUCAGCCUUCCCUACAUAUCUGAUUGCUGUUGUUUAGGUAGAGAAUUAUGAUGAUCUCUGAAGACUUAUUAGCAAAAAUUUGAACUGCCACAAAAAUUGAAGAUGUUCCAACUGGUAAGAAGGACACAUGCUCCACUAUGUUCAUAGCAGCCUUAUUUAUAAUAGCCAGAAGCUGGAAAUAACCUAGAUGUUCCUCAACAGAGGAAUGGAUACAGAAAAUGUGGUACAUUUACACAAUGGAGUACUACCCAGCUAUUAAAAACAAUGAAUUUAUG
Molecule: messenger RNA, 2401 nt
Organism: Mus caroli (Ryukyu mouse)
Lineage: Eukaryota; Metazoa; Chordata; Mammalia; Rodentia; Muridae
Source: RefSeq, a predicted model, not a curated record